CUCGUCCUCGUACUGCUCACACUCGCCCUCGUCGCGACGCCGGCCGCCGCUGUCCUGGUCGAGUUCGACAACUGUCUCCCCGACUCGUACCGCUUGAACAACCCGCCGCUGCUUCAGUGGGAGCCCUUGUAUGUCGACGCCGUGUUCGACACCAAGACGCCCAACAACAAUCUCCGAGUCAUUGUCUGGGGGAAUGUUACGGGCUCACAGAGCUUGGGGCCGCUUCCCCCGCCGAAUGAUCCAUACUGGACCAAUCCGAAAGAGACCAACGGCAAAAUCGAGCAGACGCCCUAUAUCGACACUCUUGCUACGACGCUGAUCCGGAGAGUCAAUGUCUUGACGUACGAACCGUGGAACGACCGCUCCAAUUUCUGCGCGGCCAGUCUCGUUAAUGGGACAUGUCCGUUGGCACCCACGUUUGGCAAUGUUGACCUCCCCUAUGGACUUCCGUCGGUGAAUCUGACCCAUGACUUUUUCUCUUCAUACGCCUUUAGCUCCUUCUCUCUUACUUUUCUCGUCAUCAAUGGCGACAAGGCGGCCACAAAUAUUGGCUGUAUUUCCGCCGUAGUCACCCCUGACCUGGGUGGCCUCUCCUGGGUGCUCAAGUUCAUGCCCCUUCUGGUCCUGCUCUUUGCUGGCUUUGCGGUCCCAUUUGCUGGUAUCUGGAGCCCCUGGGGCACUACCAACGUCUUCCACUGGACAUCCAACUAUGGUCGAGACGCUGAUUUACUGAGACUCGUGACUCCCGGGUUUGGUGACUGUCUGCAGUACAUUCAGUUCAUCGUCCUGACUGGUGCCUUGACGCUUGACUAUCCUGGCUUCUUCCAACCUGUUGUGAGCCAAGUCGGAUGGUCAACCCUCAUGUUUAACGAGAGCUUUGUCGCCCACGCCGAGCCCUGGCAGAAUGUGGUGGAUGGUAUCUAUGUGACUAAGAAUGGCACAAUAUACGGGCUGCAAAAGAUGGCGCAGCUCAUUGGCAUGUCCCAGGCCGAGGACGUGUGGCCGGGCAUGAUGGUGUGGCUCUGUGUCAUAAUUGCCUCCGUCAUUGUUCUCAUCCAGGUCGGCUUUGCCCUCCAGUGGAUCUUCCGCAAGAUCAGAAAGACUACAGAAGAGGAUCUGCGGGCAAAGAAUAUCCCGUUUGUCAUUGGCAACGUGGUGCGCAUUGUCUUCAAUUUCAUGCUGACCCCAAUCGUGGCACUGUCAUGCUUCCAAUUUGUCGUCUCUGGCCAGUCGCCGGGUUGGACUGUUGCCUUGGCCGCGCUGACACUAGCGGUAGUUAUUGGCUUUGCCUCCUAUCUGCUUUGGCUGAUAAUCACUACGCGGCCAAAGUCAGUCCUGUUUGAUGACUUGCCUACUGUCCUGCGGUACGGGCCUCUGUAUAACACAUACGCUGACGAGGUCGCUGCAUUUGCUCUUAUCCCGAUCCUGCUCAACGUCAUCAGAGGUGUUGCUAUCGGUGCUGUUCAGCCCAGCGGCGUUGCCCAAGUUGUACUUUUAGCCAUUUGUGAGGUCAUUCAGAUUCUCAUGAUCUACGCAUUUCGGCCCUACCAAAGAGCCACCUCGAUGAAUAUCUAUCACAGCCUUUUCGCAGUUCUACGGUUGAUGAUCAUCAUGCUCAUGGUUACCUUUGUGCCCAGCUUGGGUGUUACCGAAGGCCCAAAGGGCUGGAUCGGAUAUGCCAUUUUGCUGCUCCAUGCCUGUGUACUCGCCCUCGGCUUCUUCCUUGGCGCUGUACAGACCAUCAUCGAAGUAAUUGCGAGGUUGUUCGGCGCCGGUGGAGACGAUGUCACUGGCUUGACUCGUGGUGGUCUCUCCAAGAUCUUUGGCAUGAGACAGCUGUCCAGGAGAGUCAACCACCGCCAGGGACCAUCUCGAGCCAGCCAGCUGUCCACCGCAGCCAUGCUGGAUGCCGAUGAUAGCGGAAAGUCUGGCUAUGUGAUGCCGAGUGGUCGAGUCCGCAGCGGUUCCGUGGCCAGCCUUAGCGGUGUCCUUACUCACCACCGACAUCGAAGCAGCUCGGCUCUUGAUAGUAUGUAUUCGGCCGUACACCGAAAUGUCGACACUGCCAGUUCGUACAUACCCGGAACGCCGGGUGAAGCCAGUACCUUUUCGUUUCUUGCGUCACCCUCAGCUGCUCGCCAGGGGCCACCUGGAGUUGUUCUAGAAGCCUCUGAUCCCUACUAUCGCCCCCCAAGGCGGCGCCGUGAGAUGACUGGUGAUUCCGGACAGUUCGACGGGGAACCACUCGUCAUUGAACCUGUCCUUCAGGUUGGAGGACUAGCCCCUGAAGCCCUUGAUGCAGCGGCAGAAAUUUCACGAGGAGCUACUCCGGCGCCUGGACACGGUAAUAACCUUUCAAUAAGCUUCCCCGCGAACCGACCAGAUUACUCAACCCGUGAGGUUGACUUUUACUAUGGCGUCCGGGGACCUGCGCUGAACUCAGAAGGCCCUGGCAGGAAGCUUGGAACAGGCCCUGCAGACCCGACUGGGCCGGCGGCGACGGCUGCUGGAUGGUUCCGCAGCUUGAUAUUUGGCGGCAAAACUAAAGAGAAGGGCAAGGGCUUUGAAGUUGUUCGAAGUGCCAGGAUGCCGCCAAACAUGGUUCGAAAUGGAGGCUUCGGCGAUGAGACACCACCAGAAGGCAUUCCAGUCGCGAUGGGCGUUAUUCGAAACGGGCCCAUCGAUUCAGACGAUGACGAAGAGCCUCAAAUCAAGAGGCCAAAGCGCCGGGAAGGCGAGCUGUUAACAGACAAUGGCGACCCACAGGACUCUGAUGACGAGCCUGACAGCCCGGUCACGGAUAGACUCCCUCGGGGGCGGAUGUCUCAAUCCGUAACAGCUUUGGGUUCGAAGAGAACCGAGGCCUCGCAUGAUGGAGUUGAUAGCGAUGGUGUCAGCGAAGAAGAUUUGUCUGAUGUUGACCUUGAUGUGCCUGUCAUUCCACGGAAGAGUUCUAAGAGACACUCGGCCCUGCUGGACCGCAACAUCCAGCUCACGCCUCUUGUCACGAUAGAGUCUGAGACGAUGCGUCCUGGUAGCCCUGGAUCCCUGCAAACAUUCCAGACUGAGUCGAGUGCGCAGCACGGUGGCGUAUCGUUGCUGCCUCGCCUCCCGUUUGAACGGAGAGGCUCUGACCGGCGCUCAGAUCAACGGCCGUCUUCAAAGUCUUCGCUCGAUUUUCCUGAUCUGAGAAACAUAGACUCGGCAGCACAUGAUGACGAUGCUGCCGGAUUCGGAACGGUUUCUCAGCACAGCAUCAGCCGAAUUGAUCCUCAUCAUGCUGAUGAUGGCAUGCUGAGCACUGCUGCAUCUGUCGUAGACGAU
Trichoderma virens Gv29-8 is the source of this 3324-nucleotide messenger RNA. RefSeq lists its product as uncharacterized. The transcript is spliced from 2 exons. The record is from RefSeq and is a predicted model, not a curated record. The annotation marks the transcript as partial. NCBI's taxonomy places the organism in Eukaryota, Fungi, Ascomycota, Sordariomycetes, Hypocreales, Hypocreaceae. Gene Ontology annotation, biological process: transmembrane transport.